This is a messenger RNA of Chlamydomonas reinhardtii, 1989 nucleotides long. RefSeq lists its product as uncharacterized. Lineage: Eukaryota; Viridiplantae; Chlorophyta; Chlorophyceae; Chlamydomonadales; Chlamydomonadaceae. The coding region runs from base 98 to 832 and encodes 244 amino acids. The transcript has 2 exons. The record is from RefSeq and is a predicted model, not a curated record.
GCAUUUUACCUGAGCACCAUUAGGGUCAGCGGAAGCCCCACGGCACGAAAACUUGACUUGCACCCCAAUUUUUGAGCGUUCAGAGGAGCCUGCAAACAUGUCGGAGCCGGGGGCAGGCCCCUCGGAUGGCCAGGUUGUCACUCGUAAAAUUAGGCUGCACAAAGUCAUGAGGCCGCUAGACGAGUCCUCGCCGAGCAGCCAGGAGCAGCACAUGGACCGUCGCCUCGCUGAGAUCCUGCCCGCUAUCGCCGAUCUACCAGUUCCUGGCCCCAGUGGUGCGGGCGGCUCGCCAGCGGACGCGCGCGCGGUGGAGAUGCGGCGGCUGCGGGGUACUCAGCAGGAGCUGGCGCAGAUGGAAGCCAUGGAGCUCGCGACAUUGUUCGAUAUGUCGAAGCCGCACCCAUUGGACAAUGCGGCACCCGCGACGCCGUGGAAGGGCGAGCUGCGCCCGGUGCCCCGGAAAAUUGUGCUCAGCCCCUACCAGUAUGAGAUGAUUAACUACCAGCGCAUGCUCAUGCGCAAGAACAUUUGGUACUACCGGGAUCGGAUGAACGUGCCGCGCGGGCCCUGCCCGCUGCACGUCGUGAAGGAGGCGUGGGUGUCAGGCAUCGUGGACGAGAACACGCUGUUCUGGGGCCACGGCCUCUAUGACUGGCUGCCCGCUAAGAACAUCAAGCUGCUGCUGCCCAUGGUCCGGACGCCCGAGGUGCGCUUCGCCACCUGGAUCAAGCGGACCUUCUCGCUGAAGCCCAGCCUGAACCGCAUCCGUGAGCAGCGCAAGGAGCACCGCGACCCGCAGGAGGCCUCGCUGCAGGUGGAGCUCAUGCGGUAGAGCGGCGGAGGCGGCUGAGGCGGCAGGCGCUGAAGGGGAGGAGCAGGCAGAGGCAGCGAUGGCGCUGCGGCGCCGGCGUGGGAGGAGCAGGAAGGGCAGCGGCUGGUGUAGCGGCCGCGAGAGCGGCAGGGAGCGGCCGUGGCGAGGCAGCAGCAGUGCUUUAUACGGCCAUAGCGGCUGCCGGCUAGCAACUGGGGCUGAUAGCUGGUUGGAGGAGGCAGCGGCGGCAGCGGCGGCUGCGGCACAGCGAACAGCUGCCAUCAGGCGCGCGGCUGCAUGGCUGGGCCCGGCGGCGCUGUCAUAGCGAGCGAGGCAGGGGCAAGCAGCUUGCGCGGCGGCCGGCGUGUUCCGGCAAGGCGGGUAGCAGCCGCUGGCUGCGGCGGCCGCAGCGGCGGUCGGACCACAGCGGCGGUCGGGCCGGCCGCAGCUGUCGCGGGGCGAGGCGGCCUUGGUAGGGUGGCUCUCGUGCCCGUGAACUGCAGCGGGAGCCGCCCGGUUGCGGGAGCUGAAUUGAACUGAUACGGUCUGGUGACUGCAGCUGCGGAGGCACAUGAGAGCCUCUUGCUGCUGCCUGUGCAUGCAGUGGGCAGGGUCCUAGGGCCGGGUCACAGCCGGGUGGCCGGUGUUUCAGUUGCCUGUGGCCAGGCAGCCUGUGGCAGCCUGUGUUCCGGCAUGUAUGGUGAUGGGUCGGAGAACGGGUCGGGACCCGGGCGCGACUCGGUGCGGGGCUGCGGGCUACCCGCACGGCGGCAGCCAAACGCGGGGUCUGGGCGCUAAAUGCGCCCCUGCGCUCUCCGGUGCGUGGUGUGGGCUUGGCGGGUCACCCAGGCAGACGUGACGUGUCGGGUCGGGAGUGGCGGGCGUUACCUGUCCGAUGGUGUGUGUUAGUGUUUCGGGCCUAGGAUUAUGUGUCUCGAUGCGCGCGACUGCACAGGGCGUUGGGCCGGGUGUCGUCUGUCAGACGGCGCGGCGGGAUCACCGUGCAAUUUUCCGGCUGCUUUGAGGCCGAGUAGGCGCGUGAUGUUCAGACGGGACGGGACCGAGACGGGAAUGAGGCAUGUCGGGGUUCCAUGGGAUAGGGCGGGCUCGGACGUAGGCGUUGCGCCUGAAGCAUGCACAGAAUGCGGAUGGCUCCCUGAAUGUAAGCUUGUAUUGUU